Pocillopora meandrina is the source of this 888-nucleotide messenger RNA. The record is from the annotation of a GenBank genome assembly. NCBI's taxonomy places the organism in Eukaryota, Metazoa, Cnidaria, Anthozoa, Scleractinia, Pocilloporidae.
AUGUUGACUGCCUGGCUCAAAUCAAUGCUAUCUGUUGAAAGGUCCAAGCCGCUGACCAAAACAGAACGCUUUACCCAGUGGUCAUCUUUACUAUACGUCGUUGUGGGCACAUCUAUGCUUUUUAUACCAUCCUUGUGGGGAUUUUUGUACAAAGUCGAGCUCCUUGGCCGGAGCGCAGGCUACAUUCAGCUUGGAGGGCUUGCUUUCGUUGUCGAGGGAUAUUUGCUAGUGAUAGCCUCAAAAUCUGAGCAUAAAUUCUCAGGCCAUGGCCAUAUUAACAUAACUGUGCUCACAAGACUGAUCCUUGUCAACAUGUCCUUAACAAUCCUGUACUUGAAGGGAACAGCUCCAGUGCGUUGCAUUGCGUUUAUUGCAGCCCUCGACAAUUCCUUGGCUGUUGGUGUUUUUUUGGUUUGGAUUUCCACUGAAGAGGGUGCAACCUUGGGUUUGUUUUUCAAGGAGAUAUUUGAUCUUCUAUUACGAUUUCCCGUCGGUCCUUGUUCUUCUAUCGCGGUUCUCUUGUUAGGAAUUGUGCAGUUUCCAGCAGGUCUUUACUUGAAAGACGUAACUCGUUUAAGUCACGCACUCAGCUUGGAUCCGUUCUUAGGUUAUUCAGGGCUUUUCCUAAGUUUUUACUUCAGCCUGAAUGCGGCGCAUGCAGUAUUGUAUAUCUCCAAUGGUCAAGCAGUGAGCACAACGUUCAACAAGGGCUGUGUUUUUUAUCGCGUGGCAAUCAAUAUUUUAGUGCUUUUUGUUUUAGGCGCUGCGAAUCGGAUUGAAAUAAGUCUAUCCGUUUUCCUGAUCAGUGUGGAAAUGAUCCUCGCUGCAUUUAUCUUGGUGUCUUUGUCCUGUGACAAAGAUAACUAUGACCAAGGCAAAGAAAAGUAA